AUGGGUAUUCUUGAAAAGAUUGCACAGAUCCAAGAGGAACUUUCGCGCACGCAAAAGAAUAAGGCCACCGAAUACCACAUUGGUCUUCUUAAGGGGAAGCUCGCCAGAUAUCGUCGAGAACUUCUCGAGCCUGCCGCCGGUGGGUCCAGUGGUGGGGGACAGGGUUUCGAAGUCGCCAAAGCUGGAGAUGCACGUGUGUCCCUUAUUGGGUUCCCGUCAGUUGGUAAAUCGUCGUUUUUGAGUAAAGUCACCAACACCAAGUCCGAGGCUGCCAGUUACGAGUUCACCACGUUGACUUCUGUCGGUGGGAUUUUGGAAUACAACGGUGCAGAGGUGCAAAUUGUCGAUUUGCCGGGGAUCAUCAAAGCCGCCGCCCAGGGUAAAGGUAGAGGGAGACAGGUUAUUGCCGUGUCGAGAACGAGUGAUUUGAUCUUGAUGGUUCUUGAUGCUACCAAGGCCGAAGACCAACGAACAAUUUUGGAGAAUGAAUUGGAAAGCAUGGGCAUCAGAUUGAACAAGACCAGACCUAACGUCUCGAUCAAAUUGAAAAAAACAGGUGGGAUCAAGAUGAACUCAAUCACCCCUCCCAAGUAUUUGGAUGAAAAGAUUGUCACUGCGUUGUUAAAAGACUGCAAGAUCCACAACGCCGAUGUGUUGGUGAGAGACGAGAACGUCACUGUUGACGACUUCAUCGAUGUCAUGAAUGAACAGCACAUCAGUUAUAUCAAGUGUUUGUAUGUGUACAACAAGAUCGAUGCUGUGUCGUUGGAAGAAUGUGACAGAUUGGCCCGUCAACCAAACACCUGCGUGAUGUCAUGUGAGUUGGAUUUGGGUAUUGAAGAUUUAAAAGAGGAAAUAUGGAGACAGUUGGAUUUGCUCAGGAUAUAUACCAAGAGAAGAGGGGUCCAACCACAAUUUGACGACCCUAUGGUUGUACGGAAUAACUCGAGUAUAUUGGAAGUGUGUGAUUCUAUUCAUCGAGAUAUGAAGAACCAGUUCAAGUAUGCAUUGGUUUGGGGGUCAAGUGCUAAGCAUUCACCACAAAAGUGUGGAUUGAGUCAACCGGUACACGAUGAAGAUGUAGUGCAGAUUGUUACCAAGUAG
Spathaspora passalidarum NRRL Y-27907 is the source of this 1104-nucleotide messenger RNA. RefSeq lists its product as uncharacterized. Lineage: Eukaryota; Fungi; Ascomycota; Pichiomycetes; Serinales; Debaryomycetaceae. The record is from RefSeq and is a predicted model, not a curated record. The transcript has a single exon. Bases 1 to 1104 code for a protein of 367 amino acids. Gene Ontology annotation, cellular component: cytoplasm. Gene Ontology annotation, molecular function: GTP binding; GTPase activity. Gene Ontology annotation, biological process: cytoplasmic translation.